This is a messenger RNA of Vespa mandarinia (Asian giant hornet), 3539 nucleotides long. RefSeq lists its product as uncharacterized. The record is from RefSeq and is a predicted model, not a curated record. Lineage: Eukaryota; Metazoa; Arthropoda; Insecta; Hymenoptera; Vespidae.
UAGUCUCUCAGUGUCGUUCCAGCCGUGGCUUCGUACGGUCGUAGAACGAGACUCGUGUCGAGAUAUCCCUGUCCACGUUCUCGAACUCUUUCGAGUAUUUUCGCGAUCGGUGGACGAUAUAUAAACGCGCACGCAUCCCAUACACACUUUCUCUAUAUUUCUCUCUAUUGUCUCUGUUUUUGUCUCUCUUCCUAUCUCUUUUUUUUUUCUUUCGUAUUUCAUCGAUUUCUUUCUACACUCAUCGAAGAUCAUUUCGAUCGGAGUGAUCGAGUAUAUAUUAUCGGGGACACAUGCAUCAUGGGCUAGAUCGAGUACACUUGGCUCGUGGAGAUGCCGAGAGGAAAGACGCGUUCGAAGAAACUGGGUCAGUGGUGUUGAGUGUUCUGUGAUCGUUUAUUCCUCCGGUGAUCGAAAGAGAAAAAUAUAUAACGAAAAGAAAUAAAAAAACAAAAGGGGGGGGGAUCGAGAUUCUUUUUUUUCUUCGUUUUCUUUUCCUUUUUUUUUUUUUCUUUGUUUUUAAGAAGACGUGAAUCCGAUGUGUCCGAUCCUGAGCUAAUAUCCUUGAGGAAUUGGUGAAUAAGGGUGAUAAGGUUCGAUAAGUAGUCUAUUAUUGUAAGAUGAGCCCGGGCUCUCAGGGCACCCUGGAGGUGGAGCGUUACAUCGGUAGCUGUUUGAUAUCGUCGAACGUUCGAAACGGAACGCACAAGGCGAUCCUUGGAAAGAAACAGGAUCAAAACAAUCUGCGUGGGAAAAAUACUAAAGCCUGUUACGGUGGACAGAAUUACGCUAGUGGCGGCGAGCAAUGCUCAAUGCAAUACGGCACGGUUUCCGGUGGUUGGGCAGGUGCUCCACUCAUUUCGAUGACGUCCAGUCCUCGUAGAUGUAAUCAAGGUUUGUCACCUUCGUUGGGACAACAACAGCAACAGCAUCAACAAUCGUCCCAGCAACAGCAAUCGCAAGCUUGCGAGCAACAACAACAACAACAGCAGCAGCAACAGCAGCAGCAGCAACAGCAGCAGCAGCAGCAGCAGCAGCAGCUGAACGGACACCUGCACAAAAGUCCCCUCUCCAGACUAGCCAUUCACACGCAGGGAGCGCCGUUGAUUCUCGCCGGUCGAUUUCACAAUCGAGGAAAAAUACACACUGGCAACGCCGUCGGCCUCGGCAACGGCGUUCCCAGCAGCAGCCUCGCGGUUGGUGGUUACGUUCACACUAAUGGAAACUCAUCGGCGAACUCGAUGAACGGUACGAUGAACAGUACGAUGAACGGUUCAACGAGCGGACCUACGCGAUGUCCAGCGCCACCACGACCCAGGAGACCAAUGGAAUCUACGAAAAAGGUUCAAACAGGAAAUGGAAAGGGGGAUUGUUCGAACGUCUCCAAAGAUUCUACGGGGACAAAUAUUGCGAAUAUCGAUUCGUUGAGUAUCGCUAGCGAUGAAAGUUCCGGAUCGAACAAUUCUGAGAAUAGUCUACCCCGCAUCAUAAAACCACGGAAGCGUAGAAAGAAGGAUAGGAAACCUCCGAAUGGAGGGAUAACAACGUCAUCGACGGAUGGUAGUUCGACGACAACGACGACGACAACGACGAUAACGGCGGUGGCAACGACGACGACGACGACGACGACGACGACGGCAAUGGCGACGAAAUCGGAUGAACCUCAGCAGCAACGAACGAGUCCUAACGCCGUUAACGAACAAUCAGGCGUCGUUAUGCCGUUUAAACCUUACCUAUCGUCUAGCUGUUACGAUCAUCAAAGAUACGAAAGUGGAUCGGCUCAACAGAGAAACCACAGAAGACCACCGAUCGGUAGGGAAAGUGUUUACGGCUCUUGUCGAGCGCAGGUGUCCUCCGUGCAGGCCAUUGCCGACAUCAGGCAACAGAGGUACGCGCAUCGGCACGUGCAAGUGAAAGUGCUGGACGACAACAGAAACGUCGUCGUGCCCGGCACGAUGCGAGCGAUUCAGUCGAAAGCUUAUAGGCCGCACAGUCAUCAUCAUCAUCAUCAUCAUCAUCAUCAUCACGUAGUUAGCAACAACAACAACAACAACAACAAAAACAACAACAACAGCGGCAACAACAACAAUAAUAACAAUAAUAACGUUGUGUCUCGUUACAUACAUCAGGAUUACAACGACGCAACGGCAACCUGCGAGGACGGUUUUACCGACGGAUUGGGACUUUGUCAGUGUCGUUAUUGCGAUCCUUCUGGAUUAAUUUGGGACGUAGAUCAAAACGGAUAUUCCCCUUAUCUAACCGCACCAACGUGUAACGAUUUUUGCCCUGCCAAUCACCAAUAUCCUCAACAGGCACCAACGAUGUUUCUGUCGCGUGGCUCGUCUCUCGGUUGUCAAGAUCGACAGCAACACCAACAUCAGCAUCACCAGCAACAUCAACAUCAACAUCAACACCAACACCAACAUCAACAUCAACACCAACAGCAGCAAGUAACAAUCGAGAGAUUAUUCGACGCGGAAUGUUCGCGUAUAACGCGACCAGAACGCGAUGCCUCUAGCACGGUAAUCCUAAGGCGUAGCUGGAGCGAUCCAACUAGUUACUUCAGCGAAGAGAUUACCGCACCCAGUAGAGACGUCGGCGUGAUUGGUGACAGAGGUCAAUCGGAGAAUGGCAAACGUUGCGGAGGAACGUUUUGGCACGGUGAUACGACGGCAUCCGCUGGCAUGGCCAACGGCACAGCAAACGUAUCUUCAUCGAACGGUAACUUGGGUAAUUCAGCUAGCUCGCCCUCUUCUAAGGGCCUCGAGGUCUCCACGGAAAUUGUUACUUCGCCGAACGGUCAUCGGGACUUGGAAAUCAAGUUUUAUUCUCCAUCGCCAAAUGCACCGUCGGCAACAAAUGCGAUCGAGGAAGACAAGUCGAUAUUCGUCGAGGAAGACGAGGAAGAUUUCAAUGAUAUUUGGAGUUAUCACGAGUCGAAAUUGCAAAAGGAUUUUCGAAGUUUAUUACAGGCGGAAGAGUGAAGAGGACAAGAAUUAUGGGACGGGCAUGAUCUAAUCUGGUUUUCUAUUUACUUUUAAAGAUCAGAGAGAGAGAGAGAGAGAGAGAGAGAGAGAGAGAGAGAGAAAGAGAGAUUAAUAGAGAAAGAAAAAAAUGAAAAGGAGAGAGAGAGAGAGAGAAAUAAAGAGAGUAUAAAUGAAAGGCCUAUUUCGAGGAGCCAUGAGAAGAUGAUGCUCGACGAGACUCGACUUAGGUAGCGAUCGUGAAAGUCAGUAACGACGAACAGAGAAAAAGCAACGAAACGACGCGUGCCGAACGGCGCGAAGGAGUAGUAGUCGCUUGGUGGGGAGGAGAGAGUUCCUCCUAACGGUGCAAGUAGUAUACACGUAGUGUACGUGACAAGCCUACACGGAGAGGACGGACGACGACUACGACUACGACGACCAUGACGAAGAAGAAGACGAAGAGAAGACGACAAUGACAAUGACGAUGUUCGUUCGUUCGUUCGUUCGUCCGUUCGUUCGUUCUUUGAUUGCGAACUUUUCGUCAUAGUUUGGCCUCCUUGGGAGAAGAUAUAAUAA